CUUCUAUCGUUAUUGGUGACUAUGAUCAUGAUAAUAAAUUAGAUAUUGCUAUCAGUAAUAAUGCUACAAAUAAUAUUCUUAUAUUAACUAAAUACGAUGUUUUUCCUACUGCGAUGGCUGUAUCCUAUUCAACUAGUAAUGGGUCUAAGCCAUUGGGAGUUGCUGUUGGAGAUUUAAAUAAUGAUAAUUUCUCAGAUAUUAUUGUGACGAAUAAUGCAAGUAACACUGUUGGUAUAUUCAUGAAUCUUGGCAAUGGAACUUUUGCAAAUCAGAUAGAGUUGAAUGUUGGAGAUUAUUCGUCCCCGGAUUUUGUUAUCGUGAUUGAUAUUAAUAAUGACAAACAACUUGAUAUUAUAGUAAAUGACUAUCAGAAGUAUGGAGUUCGUAUCUUUUUCGGAUAUGGAAAUGGAAGUUUCACUGCUGGUAAUUUGAUUGUAACUGCUAAUACGACUGCUCCUGCCUAUAUUUCAGUUGCGGAUUUGAAUGACGAUACCAUUCUUGACAUUAUUGUAGCUAUCACCAACAGUACUAAUAUUGGGAUAUUAUUUGGAUCUGGAAAUGGGAAAUUUAAAGAUGUAAUAACACAACAAAUUUCAGCUGAUUUUUAUCCUGUAUCAAUCCUUGUAAAUGAUUUCAAUAAUGAUCAUAUAUUAGAUAUUGUCGCAUCUGACACAAGGAAAGGUGGUAUAGCUAUAUUGAUGGGAUACGGAAAUCAAUCCUAUGGUAUGCCAUUGAUAAUUCCAACCUAUGAUGAUCUUCCUAAUUCUUUAGCUGUUGGUGAUUUAAAUAACGAUCAUCGAUUAGAUAUCGUCUAUGCUAGUAAAUCACUUUCAACUAUUGGUAUUCUUUUGGGAAAUGGAAAUGGAACCUUCAGCAAUAUAACCAUAUAUUCUACUGGUGCUGGUACUUGGCCCCAAAAUGUUGUUCUUGUCGAUUUCAAUAACGACACUCAACUUGAUAUUGCAGUUGCCAAUGAGUAUGGGUAUACUAUCAGUAUAUUCUUUGGACUGGGAAACGGUUCCUUCACACAACAAAUCACAUUUCCAACUGGAUAUCAUUCUCGAUCCCAAUUUGUUGCUUUCGCUGAUUUUAAUAAUGACUUGCAACUGGAUUUUGUAGCUUCCAACAAAGCUACAUACGAGAUUCUUGUAAAUCUUAUAUAUUUUAAAAGUGAUUUUACGUAUCAAACGAGUUAUUUUACUGGUUCCAGUCCUCAUCCAUUGUCUGUCGCUAUUGGUGACUUUAAUAAUGACAAUCGAUCAGACAUUGUUGUUGCUAACUCAGACAAUGACAAUAUACAAUUACUUUUUGAAUAUGAUCAAGGAACUUUUCUAAAUAAACCAAUAUAUUCAACAGGUCUUAGUUCUUCUCCACAAUUUGUACUGGUUGCCGAUUUUAAUAAAGAUAAACAAGUAGAUAUUGCAGUGAUCAAUAGUCAAAAUGGCAUUAUCGAUGUAUUUUUGGGAUAUAGUAAUGGAACUUUUGAUGAACCCAGUAUAAUUUCGACUGGUUCUGAGACAUUACCAAAAUCAAUUUCGUCUGGCGAUUUUAAUCAUGAUAAUUGGACUGAUAUUGUCGUUGCUAACAGUGGUGUAGAUAAUAUAGGUGCAUAUCUUGGAUUUGAUUAUCCAACAUUUACAAAUGACACCAUUAUUAUUCCUGGAAAAUCUGCAGUUCCUAUAUGUAUUGCUGUGGGUGACUUCAAUAAUGAUCACAAUUGGGAUUUGGUAGUCUGUAAUGCUCAACUUCAAAGUAUUGGUGUAUAUUUAGGGUAUGGAAAUGGAACAUUUACAGUACCGACAUCGUAUCCGACUGGUGAUACACCAAAAUCAAUCUCUAUUGGUGAUCUCAAUGGUGAUAAGAUAAAUGAUUUAGUCGUCGCUAAUCGUGGUGAAAAUACGAUAAGCAUAUUCAUAGGCUAUGAAAAUGGAAGUUUUCAGCCUCAAGUACCGUACUCCACGGGCUCCUCAUCUAGUCCUACAUCAGCAAUAAUUAGUGAUAUUAAUAAUGAUAGUAAAUUAGAUAUUGUUGUCGCUAAUCGAGAUAGCAACAGCAUAGGUUUAUUCGUUGGAUAUGGAAAUGGUUUAUUUCAAAAUCAGAUAUUAAACCUGUUACCGAAUGGAUCGACACCUCGAUGGGUGAUUGUUAAUGAUCUUAAUCAUGAUGAUAUCUUAGACAUAGCCGUCGCUAAUUAUGGUCUUAAUAAUAUAGGUAUAUUUUUUGGAUAUGGGAAUGGUAGUUUUAGAGAUUUAAUAACACUUUCUACUGGAAAUAUAUCUGGACCGGUUUCGAUUGCUACAGGAAAUAUGAACAAUGACAAAUGGAUAGAUAUUAUUGUUGCCAAUGUUAAUAGUAAAACUGUCGGCCUGUUUUUAGGAAAUGGCAAUGGCACAUUUUUGCCUCAAAUCACAUAUUCAACUGGCUCUCAAUCGGAUUUGAUGUCAGUUUCUGUUGCUGAUAUAAAUAAUGACACUUCACUUGAUAUCAUUCUAGUCGAUCUUGGUAGUAGUGGUAAUGGUAACGUUGGUGUGUUUUAUGGAUAUGGCGGAGGAAAGUUCACAUUACAUACUACCUAUGAAACUGGUUUGAACUUUGAUCCAUUUUCAAUUGUGAUUCAUGACUUUGAUAAUGAUAAUAGAUUAGAUAUGGCUCUUGUAUACUCCAAUAAGGAUAGUAUCGGUAUGAUGCUUCAACGUAGAAGUAAACCGUUCGCUACACCAUUUCUGAUUCCAACUGGUAAAAAUUCUCGUCCGCUGUCAGUUGCUGCUGGUGACCUUAACAAUGAUAAUCAUCUCGAUUUUACAACAGCUAACUCUGGUACUAACAAUAUUGGUAUAUUUUUAGGUGAUGGUAAUGGGGGUUUUAGCGGACAAAUAACUUAUUCAACUGGUAAUAGUUCUACACCCAUUUCUAUUGCAGUUGGUCAUUUUAACAAUGAUACCUAUCUCGAUAUUGUUGUUGCUAAUGAACAAACAAAUAAUAUUAUGAUUUUUCAAGGAUAUGGAAAUGGAAUUAUUACACUACUAACAAUAUAUUCAACUGGAAUUAAUUCUGUUCCAUCUUCAAUCUCUAUCAAAGAUAUAAAUAAAGACGAUUAUUUAGAUAUUGUCAUCACUGAUUAUAAUAGCAAUGAGAUACUUGUAUUCAUUGGUUCGAACAAAGGAAAUUUCUCGAAAUUAAAUUCAUAUUCUCUUGGUUAUAAUGCUGGACCAAAAUCGGUGGCCAUUGCAGAUAUCAAUAAUGAUAGUUUAUAUGACUUAAUUGUUGCAAAUUAUGGUACUAACUAUGUUGAAAUUCUUUUGCAAACUUGUUGA
Adineta steineri is the source of this 3314-nucleotide messenger RNA. Lineage: Eukaryota; Metazoa; Rotifera; Eurotatoria; Adinetida; Adinetidae. The record is from the annotation of a GenBank genome assembly.